CGAUCACAACAUCAAGUUCCCAGAACCCGCCUCACAGCUCCUCAAACCAAACUGUUCGAUGUUUUUCAAAUUUUCAAAGUUCAAACGUCUAAGAUAUCUAUAGCAUCCCUAAACCUACAUCAAUUUCCCAUCGUAAUUCUCUAUCCCUAAUGCGACACCCAAAAUUUUCCCAAACUAUUUGCCACGCCUGCAAACAAUGGAUGUCUUCCUCUUGGAAACAGUGAUAUUAAUGGAAAACAUUGAUUCUCAACCUUUGUACUUGAUCUUGCUUGUGCAAGAAAAUGUUAACCCAGACAUUUCUUUCAAAAGGUUCGAAUUCGAAGCAGUGCACAAGGUGCCUUGAUACCCUGCAGUUGGUUCAGCUGGUCUGGAAAAUAGAUGGCGUCCCCGAUCUAUUUAUGUUUAUCAAAGUCAACACAGACUAGUGGUUGUAAAGGUAAAAUGUUCUAUACAUGGUCGCAAUGUUGAAAAGGAAGCAGAUGGCAUUGCAUAUGUUAAGUCUGAAAUGUACGGAACAUAUGCUUUUUUCAAUAUAGAAGAUGGAAAAGAAGAGGAUGAUGAAUUCAAGAAGAGAAAGCGGAAUAUUGUUGAGGCUGCUGUUGUCUUGCAUAUGCUCUUUAAACUAUGCAAAGGCAGAAUAUAUUUGGAAAACUACAAUGAAACAAAGACUUGAAGAUGCAAGAGAUUUCUUCGCUGAGGCAAAAAGCUGGAAUGAUGCGGCAAUUGCGUAUGCCAGAGCUAAGUGUUUUGAGAAAUGUUUAAUUGCCUGCACAAAAGGAAAACUAUUUGAUAUUGGAUUGAAAUUAAUUCAAGAAUUGAAUAAAGAAAACUGUAAAUCGAACUGUGAAAGAUGUGAUACUUGUCAGAGAGUAAAAAUUGAAGUUGAGUAUCUUAGAAUAUCUGCAACUUAUUUUCAUCACAGAAAAGAUACGAAGACUAUGAUGAAAUUUGUGAAAGCCUUUCCUGCAUUGGACUUAAUUAGAUCUUUUCUGUGGAAUAAUGAAUACUUUGAUGAACUUCUGCAAAUUGAAGUGGCAAUAAUUCAAGAAUUGAAGAAAGAAAACUGCAAAUCAAACUGCAGAAGAUGCGAGACUUGUCAAAGAGUAAAAAUUGAAGUUGAGUAUCUUAGAGCCUCUGCAACUCAUUUUCAUGACAUAAAAGAUACGAAGACUAUGAUGAAAGCCUUUCCUACAUUGGACUUAUUUAGAUCUUUUCUGUGGAAUAAUGAAUACUUUGAUGAACUUCUGCAAAUUGAAGGGGCAAUAAUUCAAGAAUUGAAGAAAGAAAAUUGCAAAUCAAACUGCGGAAGAUGCGAGACUUGUCAAAGAGUAAAAAUUGAAGUUGAGUAUCUUAGAACCUCUGCAACUCAUUUUCGUGACAAAAAAGAUACGAAGACUAUGAUGAAAUUUGUGAAAGCCUUUCCUACAUUGGACUUAAUUAAUUCUUUUCUGUGGAAUAAUGAAUACUUUGAUGAACUUCUGCAAAUUGAAGUGGCAAAUGGGGACUUCGUAAGGGCUGCAGAAAUGGCAGAGCUAAAAGGGGAUUUGUUACUCCAGGCUGACAUGCUAGAAAAAGCAGAAAAAUAUGAAGAAGCGAUUAGAAUAAUUCUAUUUCAUGUGCAGCUAAAUUCUUUGUGGGGAAUGAAAAAUAGAGGAUGGCCAUUACGACAAUUUCCUGAAAAGAAUAAACUUUUAGGGGAAGUAAAACGAAUAGCUAUACAAAACCUGCAACAUGUACCUGACGCCCUUGAUUGUAAAGUAUUAAUUCUUUUAAACGAGUCUCACAAUCUCUCCGAGAUAACAGAACAAAUGAUCCUCGCACAGAAGAUGGGAAAUCUUAACUCUGAAGCGCUCUCUCUUCGAAAAGUUCUUGAUGUGCACAUUUGUUCUGAUGCCAAAAAAUUUCAGCAUGAGCAAGUGGGAAGUCUACUCAAGAUGGAUUAUAAUUCUAAAAUGCUGCUGGAGAAUAGAGUCUCUAUAACAACAAUGAUGUUCCUUUGGAAUGCAUGGAAGGAUAAACUGUUAUCCUCGGUGGAUUCAUUCAUAAAACUAGAAAAGCAACCGGAAAAAGAAGAAGAUAAGGUCUACAUUGAAUUUGCGUAUGAAUAUUUUGGAGCCAGAGUGAGCAGAAAUAGAUCCUGCACCGUGUUUAACAGUGAAGCCUUCUGGCUUAAUGAUAGGAGGCUUGGGUUGUUGCAGAGACAAGGAAAUUGUCCAGGGAUUAGCAUUCAGAAUUUUUUUAUGCAUGCAAGAAAGUUUCUCUUAAUGGAACUGUUUUCUGUUGGAAUCGAAGUUGUCAAAAAACUACAAGAGAUUUAUCUUUCCUGCAGAAAUCAACAUUGUAUGUGUAAAGGCACUCCUAUAUUGCAGAUUUAUCAAGCUUUAAAAUCUUUGGAAGAAAGAAAGUUGGUUAGAUUUGACGAGGACGAGCAAUUCUUUGAGAUUUUUUUCCCAUUGAAGACACAAUAUGAAAACUUGAAGGAAUUCAUUUCUCUCCGUGAAAGUCCAACACGUAGUGUGAUUCUCGAAGAUAUAACUGCAAAUAUUAUAAGAAAAAUUUAUAGGGGCAUAAAUCUUGGCCAGAUUGGAAGAUUGCAACUAUUACGCCCUUUUUGGCCGAAGCAUCUUGUGACAGAGUAUGGUAAAACAAUUAUUAAGAGUCUUGAUGACAACAAUUGCUGGAAUAAUGAACUGCUCUGGUUGAAUACAGGUGACUGUUUGCUGGAUAAAAGGCUGUGUAUGAUAGAAAGUUUUGACAAAGCCUUACACGGUACCUUUCAGAACUGGCAUAACCAUAUUGACUACAUUUCUCCGCAUAUUUUUCUCAUUCUACUGGAAAAGCUGUUCUCUUUUUCAUAUGUGAACAUCUAUCAAGAGGCUUGGUUUUGCCUAGAUGUUUCUUUGUAAUGUUUAUGACUGGAGAAGGGAACUCCUCAUGUGCUUGGUUGCGUCAAUCACAAUGUGUACCUAGAUGCCACGGAAGACUUGAAAACUUUUAUGGACCAAUUUUUCAUAUGAUUUGUGAGUUACUAAUAACUGAAAAAGCUGCAACAUUUACAUGGAUAGAAACUUUUAAGAUGAACAUCAGAAAUUAUUUUCCAGAGAUGGUGACGCGUUUGAUCAUUAUGCUUUUCUUGAUAGAAGUCAACAGCAUACAUUUUUAUCAGGAUGCUAUACAUGGUCUUUUAACGAUCUUCCAAGAUAGGGAUAUCACAAAGAAUCUGCCUCCUGAAUUUGGAGGAAAUCUGCUUCAAAGUUUACAGAAGUGUAAUAUAAACAAAGAGACAUUUUCCAUUCACUUCUGUCGAUUUAUGAGAGAUAUUGUUAAUCCUUUGGUGAUGAUUGAUUUAGAAAAUGGUCCCGAGUUCAGUAGUAGCCAUGGCAAUUUCAUUGUUCUUGGACUAGAUAACAUUGUAUCUAAGAAAAUUCUAUUUCAAACCAUCUUUCAGGAUAAAGGUGAUAUGGUUGCACAAAAUGAAAGGGAUGGAGAUGCAAAGAGUAAAGAGCUUCUGAUACGUUGCAGAAAGAUCAUGCAGCCAUCAAAUGCUAAUAAUUCCAUAACUAAUACAGAGUAUUUCUAGUUCUCUUAAAGCUGAAAAAGUAAAUUCUGCUAAUGCUGAGGGUCUUAGAGGUGAACAAGAGAAGGAGAAUACUUUGUGCACACCUACAUUGCGCUCUAGUAACAAUGAUGAACAGAAAAAGGGUGAUUCUUUUGGAGUUGAGGACAGCUCUAGAGAUGAGACUAUCCAGUUUAAAUUACUUGAAAUUAACAAACUGUCUUUUAAGUUUGAAGUAGAUGGUCAAUCUGUACUGUUGUCUGUUCCAUAGAGGAUGAAGAGGUGGCUUUCUUGUGCUAGGAGUCGUCUUGGAAAGACACUAUCUUUUAAGGACAAAUACAUUUGGGAAGUUUGCAGAGCAUUCCAAGGAAACAGAAAUUCUACCUAUACGGAGACUUUUAUUUCAAAAGCUUGUCCUCUCAAGGCUGAGAGUGACAAGCUCUUGGACCUGACAGAGACCACAAUACAAAAGGUUAAACACAGAAAAGUUCAGCUUGAUGAAGAAAAUGAUAUAUUAAAGGAAAUGCAUGAUAUCCAUAAAGAACUGUCGCAUUUAUCUGAACUUCUUUGUCCAAGGCAUGAGAAGCAUAAAGAUUGUGACCUUGAAUGGCUAGAGAACGAUGCUGUAGGCUGUACUUCUAUUAGGUUACAAGAAAGUAGGCACAGAUUCAACAGGUUUAAGUAUACAUUUGAAGAUGACAUUCGGACUGACACUGAGUGCAUUCAGCAGCUUUCAACAGGUCACUCAUAAAACAAGCAAAUGACAAAUAUAUAAUAAAGGGAAAAAGGAAGAGUGGCAAAAGUAAGAAAUAAAAUUGAGAAUAUCUUCUGGCUGUGUAAGGGAUUUGAUUUUGGUAUAUAAUUAUUACAUUACAUGCUUGAAAGAGACACUGGAUUCAUGAUAUUUUGUAUUAAGAUUUGACCUGUGUUAUUCUUUCUUGAGAAUAUAUUAUAGGUCAUACCUUGACAGAUUUAGAAAACCUUUUGUUAAAAAAAUCGCAUUGUAUUAUAUAAGAGUAACCAAAAAUCAGAUGACUGCUAAGGACAGAAGGAAGGUAUUUCUUUGAAUUAACUUAAGUGUUUUUUGAUGCCUAAUAGGAGAAUGAAUGAAGUAACUUAUUUAAAUUACUUUCAGACACCUGAUUGCCGAUGGACCAACAGUAUUACAACUGCUGUCUAAAAGAAGGGGCUCAAAAUAAGGGCAGUUCAAUCUGAGUUGUUUCUCUCAGACAUUUUGGCUUGGUAGAGCCUUCUUCUACGUUGUUGAUA
This is a messenger RNA of Cryptomeria japonica (Japanese cedar), 4825 nucleotides long. RefSeq lists its product as uncharacterized. The transcript has 5 exons. NCBI's taxonomy places the organism in Eukaryota, Viridiplantae, Streptophyta, Pinopsida, Cupressales, Cupressaceae. The record is from RefSeq and is a predicted model, not a curated record. Bases 540 to 2906 code for a protein of 788 amino acids.